AUGUAAACAACAAACCUUGGACACUCACCAGCCGUCUAUAUAGGCAAAAAAGACGCGUUUCUUCGCCUUUGCUGUUGAUUCUACUGAAGUCAACGGAUAAUAUUGAUUAGGAUAUUGAUUGCUAAGGGAAUGCGAUCAGACUAGAGGCCAGGCGAGUGUUUGACUGCAGGUCCGAGCAGGAGCCUCUCAUGCUGGUCGAUGGGGAACUGUCUGUUUCCACAGAGCGCUGAUGACCUGUCGCUGCUCAACGAGUCUGAGGGCGGCAGCUUACCUGGAGACCCGCAGCAGGAGCACAACCAACCAGGCCCAGUGUUUCAUCCCACGCCGGGAGAGAGUCGGCUGGCCAGCCAGCUGACAGAGGAGGAGCAGAUCCGCAUUGCGCAGCGCAUUGGACUCAUCCAGCACCUUCCCAGAGGCGUCUUUAACCCAGGCCCUGACCCCUCUGAAAAGAUAGCAAAUGAGUGUGUGAUUUGCAUGAUGGAUUUUGAAUACGGGGAUCCCAUCCGGUUCUUGCCGUGCCUCCACAUCUACCACGUCGGCUGCAUUGACCCCUGGCUGAUGCGCUCCUUCACCUGCCCCUCCUGCAUGGAGCCCGUAGACGCAGCGCUGCUGUGCACUUAUGAAACCAACUGAGCAGCCCCCGGUGGCUGCUCCUGCCUACACCUUUUUUCUGUUGUUUUCUUUAGCCGAAACCGUCCCUUCUCUUUCGAGCAGGUAGCCAAUGUCGUGUGGUGUCAAAACCGAUAUUUUAAUGGUGCAGACAGAUGCUAAGGGCUGUUGCUUCAGUACAUUCAUUCAUUAGCUCUGAGGUCUGAUAUUCACUCGCUUGGAUUGUGCAACUUUUUUUGCCUUCUGAAGUGAAUGAAGAAAAGGUGUGCAAGUGGUAAAAACAUUAACGUGAUAUUUUUUUCACUUACUUUUAACUAACAGUCAUGAGUUAUAUGGUAAUCGGUAGAAUUUGGAUACCUUUUCAAGGUGUAAUGUGCAAUAAUUUGCUGCGGCGCUAGAGGAACUUUUUUUUGUUGUUGAAUCCGUUUCGUUGUUUACCAGAUCUGCCGAUGAAAACACGAAACAAAAUGAGUUUGGUCUUGCAGUGAAACCAUGGUUUGCAAUAUAUAUUUCAAUAAAGUGUCCACUAAUAAUUACACAAACAUUACAUCAGUCUCCCUAGACAAAAUGAUGCAACAAAAUCCCAUGACUUUCUACAUUUACAGUGCCGUGAAGGGAAAUUAUUUCAUUUCCACUUUAGGACAGAUUUUUAAGACUUUGCUUUUCUCUUAUUUGACAAAGGUUUGCUUUGUGGACCGUUUUCCCCUGAAGCUGCUUUAAUAAAUGUGAAUUAUGUUUUUUUUUUUUUUUUUCUUCCCUUUCCAAAAUAUGAACUUUGCCUUUUGUCUUUAGUUUGUUUUCUCUGUCAUGUUUUUAAAUCUGUCUUUCGAGGGGGUUUACUGUCAUUUACAAAGAUUGAUUAUGCUGUGCAAUCCCGCUAAAAGCACUUUGGAAAAUCUUUCUUCUGAAACGCUGUAGCUUGUAGAGUUUGUCAAACGCACAGGUGUGUGUGUGUGUGUGUGUGUUUUGGAACGGUUAUUAAAGAUCGCUGUGUCAGGGUAACGUUAACUUUUUCUAGUCGUACACCCUAUUGUCCCGUUCGUUUUAGUCUGAAGCUCUUGAAUUUGUGUGUGUGUUGAUGGACUUCUGUCAGUAUUUGAUGCAUUUCUUGAAGUUCCUUAGUCUGGUGACACAAAAUGAUUUCAACUUUUCCGUGGGACUCUAAUUCAGACUUUUUAAUGGAAAGCACAAACAAGUGAGACAGAGGCCGCAGUUGUAGAGAGGAAUGUAUCUUGAAUGUUAAGCAUGAGUUCAUAUUUUAGAGAUUUUUACUUUUCCAGUGACAAUAAGAAGAUAUUUCUAAUUAACUGUGCACUUAGUGCCUUUUUUAAACUUGACAUAAGCCAAUUCCUGUGAAGUACAAUCAUUUCUGACAUGACGUCUUUCUUCAGUUGUCCUCUAGGAGGCGACAGGUACCAGCACCGCUCUGCUGUGAGUCUUGUGGCGUUUUUCCAUUGCUCCUGAAUGCUUACUGUUUUUAUUUAAUUCUUUUUCUUGAACCUAAUUUUUAGGUACAGUAACAAAACAUAACCAAUAAUAAUUCUUCUUUUUUUAUAUCAAUUCAGCCAUGGUUCUGACAAGCCACUUAAUGGCAACGUAAAGACACCUCAGACAACCAACUGAAUAGAGAAUAAUAGUGGGAUCAGCAACGGGACCUAAUAAAUGGCAUAUAUUUAAAAACAGAAGCAAAGCUACCGGCUGAGGAAAUGUCUUGGUUUGAGGGUCGUGUCAUGGUCAGUCCAGGAGAUUUUUGCUUCAGGUCACCAUGACGAUCAUGAUUACCUGGAGGUGGUACUACCUGUAUUUGAAGGCAAAAAGCCUGGCACACAUAUGAUGGAAAAACGCCAUAGGAAAGAGGCCUGAGUUGAAGCCUGGAAUUCGAUUUGGCUGCUUGUAACAACAACAAUCUAACAAGUUUUUUUGUGUUUUUUUUAGGAAACUUAUAAAACUCCAAUAAAAGUGGAUACCAAAUGUUAUAA
Molecule: messenger RNA, 2588 nt
Organism: Cololabis saira (Pacific saury)
Lineage: Eukaryota; Metazoa; Chordata; Actinopteri; Beloniformes; Belonidae
Product: RING finger protein 11-like
Exons: 3
Coding region: 199-633 (144 amino acids)
Source: RefSeq, a predicted model, not a curated record